GCAGUCAGCAAGCCUCUGCCUAUUCUCCAUGAGUAUUACAAUGCAGGAGACCUGAUCAUUCCUGGAGUAAUUUCUCAGCUCUUCAUCACUUAUGAAGGGAUAGAUUUCAGGAAACAGCCCAGUCAGCUAUCUGUUGAGCACCUCUCGUAUUUUCAUCCAAGUUUGACCUAUCAUGCCACAAUGAAGCUUCUCUCUACUAAAGGUAGAUUUAUCCCUAACUACAAAUGUGACAGCCAAACCAUCUUACCUGCUGUCAUUGGGGGCCCUAACUCUAACAUAUGUCCCCACAUGGCAGCCAUCCUGGGCAUCUACAAAAUUUCACAGCUCACAUAUAGUUCUGCUCCAGAAAAGAAUGACAAAAAUGAUGCUGUCUUCCUCCACUGGAUGUUCCCCAGUGGGAAUAAACAGUACUUGGGACUUCUUGAAUUAUUGCUACAUUUUAGAUGGACAUGGAUUGGGGUGAUCUAUGAAAAUAUUGAGAGUGGCCUGGCAUUUAUAACAGAGAUGCUUCCAUUGUUUUCCCGGAAUGGUAUCUGCUUUGACUUCAUUGAGAAAUUACCACUAAAAGCUUUCUUCAAUGAUUUCAAUGAAAUAAUAGCAGCUUGGACUGCUACAUUUGAACUUGUCUUCAAAAGUACAGCCAGUGCAAUAAUCUUUCACGGCGAAGUUCAGGACAUGAUGUAUCUGAGAACUGUAAUCUGUUUUUUCCAAUUUGAAGACAAACCAGUUGAGAAAAAAGGAAAAGUUUGGAUUAUGACAGGGGAGACAGACUUCACAUCAGUUCCCCUUCAAAGAACCUGGAACAUAAAUUUCCUCCAUGGUGCUCUAUCCUUUGCAAUUCAUUCAAAGGAGGUGUUAGGAUUCAGACAGUUUCUGCAAACAAGAAACCAUACUUCAGAAAAAGGGGAUGGAUUUGUUAGGAUUUUCUGGGAAAGUGUAUUUAAUUGCAUGUUCCCCAGCUCUGCCACAGAUGAGAUGGAUGGAAACAUCUGCACAGGAGAUGAGAAAUUUGAGACCCUUCCUAGCUCCGUUUUUGAAAUGAGCAUGACCAGCCACAGCUACAGCAUUUAUAAUGCAGUCUAUGCCCUGGUGCAUGCUUUCCAUGCCAUUCAUUCAUCCCAAUCAAAGAAGAAAAGAAUGAUGAUUGGAGAGAGAGGGUUAACUCAGCAACAAUGGCAGAUCCCUCACUACCUGAGAAGGCUAUCAUUCAACAAUAGUGCUGGAGAGGAGGUUUCCUUCAACCAAAAUGGAGAAGUUGUUGGUGGAUACGAUAUUGUCAACUGGGUCACAUUUCCAAAUCUGUCCUUUCUCAGAGUUAUAGUUGGGAGUAUAGAUUCGCAGACUUCCACAAACAAAUUGUUGACCAUUUAUGAGGAUGCCAUUGAAUGGCCGAAUGUGUUUAAUCAGACUCGACCGCUCUCACUGUGUAAUGCCAAUUGCCCCUCAGGAUAUAGAAGGGUAAAGAAGGAAGGGAAACCACACUGUUGUUAUGAUUGCUCUCCAUGUCCAGGAAGAGAGAUUUCCAACCAGACAGACAUGAACAGCUGCUUUCAGUGUCAAAAGGGUUAUUAUCCAAACAAGAACCAAGACAUGUGCAUUCCAAAAGUUAUAUCUUUCUUGUCUUACGAUGAACCUCUGGGGAUAGGUGUGACGACUGCUGCUGUUUCCCUCUCUUUCACUGCCGCUUUGGUGUUAGCAACCUUUAUGAAGUACCACAACACACCCAUUGUGAAAGUGAACAAUCGGGACCUCUCCUACACCCUUCUCAUCUUCCUCCUGCUCUCUUUCCUCUGCACUUUGCUAUUCAUUGGCCAGCCUCACAAGGUGACCUGUCUCCUCCGACAAACAGCUUUUGGGAUUGUCUUCUCAGUAGUUUUUUCUUGCUUGUUGGCCAAAACUGUCACAGUUGUCAUAGCUUUUAUGGCCAAUAAACCAGGAUCCAAAAUGAAAAAAUGGUUAGGGAAAAGGCUUGCAAUCUCCAUUGUCAUUGUGUGCACCCUUAUUCAAGCCACUAAUUGUACUUUGUGGUUAACAACCUCACCACCAUUCCCAGAUUCUGACACAUAUCCACUAACUGAAAAUAAUGUAUUGGAAUGCAAUGAAGGGUCUGACAUGAUGUUUUAUUGUGUCCUGGGCUUUAUGGGCUUCCAAGCUAUUAUCAGCUUCACUCUGGCUUUCCUAGCCAGGAAGUUACCCGACAGUUUCAAUGAAGCCAAGUUGAUCACCUUCAGUAUGUUGUUGUUCUUCAGUGUCUGGUUAACUUUUGUCCCAACCUACCUUUGCACCAAAGGCAAAUAUAUGGUGGCUGUGGAGAUCUUCUCCAUCUUGGUUUCCAGUGCUGGGUUGCUAGGUUUUAUCUUUUUCCCCAAAUGUUAUAUUAUUCUUCUAAGGCCUGAUCUGAACAAAAGGCAACAGCUAAUCAAAAGAAAGGGUUAA
Sceloporus undulatus (fence lizard) is the source of this 2436-nucleotide messenger RNA. RefSeq names its product vomeronasal type-2 receptor 26-like. The record is from RefSeq and is a predicted model, not a curated record. Gene Ontology annotation, cellular component: membrane. Gene Ontology annotation, biological process: G protein-coupled receptor signaling pathway. The transcript is spliced from 6 exons. Gene Ontology annotation, molecular function: G protein-coupled receptor activity. NCBI's taxonomy places the organism in Eukaryota, Metazoa, Chordata, Lepidosauria, Squamata, Phrynosomatidae. Bases 181 to 2436 code for a protein of 751 amino acids.